GAGAGAGGGAAAGAGAGAGAGAGAUCAAAGGAAGAGACAGGAGGAGGAGGGACGAGGAUGAGAGAUAGCAGCGCUGCAGUGAGCACCCUGCCUGCCUUUGCGACAAGUAUUUACUCCACUUUUCCUGUGAGCCGGUUAUCUUCCCUCUGUGUGAGUCAUGGAAGUGAUUUAGGUGAGUGGAGUGUCGUGGAGCGGCAGCAGAAAGCCACAGAUCUGUUUGUGUGUCUGCAACGUGGGCAGGCCAACUCUUGUUUGUGUGUGAUUAAGGAUCAAUGCCAGUUCACCGAGGGAACAGAAGUAACCCUGACAACAGCCUGACCACAUCAGCAGGCAGGUUUAAGUCAACUGACUGACAAGUGAGAAAAGUGUACCUGCUGAGGAAACAGCGAGAUGUGUUUGAAAGCCCCAGACAAAGCCAUGAUCUUGAGGCUCAUGUGGAAGUCCAUGGACAAGAUGAGGUUUUUCAGGAAACGAUCCAUGUUCCCCUUCCUCGGCUUCCUCAUUACCUUCCUCCUCUUCUUCAACCUUUACAUGGAUGAUGGAUAUGUGCUGGAGGCUGAAAAACGACAGCUGGGAGACCCGCUGAUGCACCCUGUAAACUCUGAGAGAUACAUCCACACAUUCAGAGAUCUCUCUAAUUUCUCUGGGACUAUUAAUGUGACGUAUCGCUACCUUGCAGGAAUUCCUUUGCCACGCAAAAAGUAUCUCACCAUUGGUUUGUCGUCAAUCAAGAGGAAAAAGGGGAAUUAUCUACUAGAGACAAUCAAAUCCAUUUUUGAUCAGUCCAGUUACGAGGAACUCAAAGAGAUUGUGGUUGUGGUCCACCUGGCAGACCUUGACCUGGUCUGGUGUGAGAACCUGGUGCAGGAAAUCACCAGGAAGUUUGCCCACCACAUCAUAGCCGGACCCAGGCCAUCUGGUUUAAACCGGCAACCACAGCGCCUGAAGGGGGCACAAACAGACAAGAGGCUGCAACACAAACGACGCCUAACACUCUAUGAGACCUGA
Molecule: messenger RNA, 1008 nt
Organism: Etheostoma cragini (Arkansas darter)
Lineage: Eukaryota; Metazoa; Chordata; Actinopteri; Perciformes; Percidae
Product: alpha-1,3-mannosyl-glycoprotein 4-beta-N-acetylglucosaminyltransferase C-like
Exons: 7
Coding region: 391-1008 (205 amino acids)
Biological process (GO): protein N-linked glycosylation
Molecular function (GO): acetylglucosaminyltransferase activity
Source: RefSeq, a predicted model, not a curated record